AUGCAAUCAUCCAAGAUAACUUACGAAGGCCCCACCCAAUAUGAGAUCCUGCAUCUCAUAUCAUGCUACAACACCGCGCACCAUGACGUCGAUCACAUAAGGCCCGUUGGUUUCACCGACCUCGACACCGCGAAGGCCGAGUCCCUUGCCAGCCUUGAUGCACAGAGCUGGUGGAGGAACCCUAAUUUUGACUUCCAGCUUGAUUCUUUCGUCAGGCUCGUUCAGGAUAUCAGGCAAGCGAGCACCCCGCAAGAUUGGAAUCGCAUCGACUGGGAGAAAGUAGGUGCCGGUACGAGGCUAUUGAAUAAGCUCAUCGAGUGGAAAAUAAGUCAUGGCUCCUUUACUGGCAUUGUAGUCAAUUUGGAGAGAAGGCACCCUGAAGAACAGGCGCAGAGAGUGGCUGCCCAAAGAGAUGGUGAGAGGCGCGCACAGGAGGAGGCUGAUAAGAGGAGCGUCGAGAGAUGGGAUCAAGCUGAGAGGCGAGUACGGGAGAGGGAGAGGGAGAUGGCCACAGAGGAAAGGCGACAGGCGCAACAGGCGGCGGUCAAGAAAGAUGCUGAGAAGCGGCUACGGAAGACGCAGAGCAAUGCGGAACUGGGGAGAGAAAGGGCGAGAGAGAUGGAGAAGGCUGCCGAGCUAAAGAGACAAGCUGUUAUAGUUCAGGAAAAGAGAGAGGACAAUGGCCCCAAGUUGCCUGCCCGACAGCAGACUCCAGUGAUUGCGGUGAGAUCACCGACUCCGGGGCCGACAAAGCUGCAAAAAUCAAAUCCUAACAUCCCUGAUCCAACAAAGAAUACAAUGUAUCAGCUACCGGUUCAUAUUACACCGAAUGGCCAGGAUCGACCGAAAAGCCCCAGUCAGCAGCCGGUACACGUGAUUCAGACUCGACCAAAAAGUCCAGCUCAUCACCAUCACCAACACACGUCAGUUAAUCAAAACCGAGCAAAGAGUCCAACUCAUCAUGGUCAACAAACGUCAGGUCACCAUCACCAACACACACCAAUUAACCAGAACAGACCAAAGAGUCCAGGUCACCAGCAGCCAGUCAAGAUUCCGAAUCAAACACGGGGCAUAGUUUAUCAACAGCCAGUCAGCUCAAACACGCCAGCGCACCAAAAUCAUCCUAAGAGCCCCGCUUCUCAGCAGCCUGUCAAUAUUCCAAAUCCAACAAAGGGCACAGUAUACCAGCAACCUGUCAGGCCAGACACACCUGGCAAUUUAAACAAGGCAAAGAGUACCAGCAACCUCAAACAACCUGCUGCGAACCCAACGAACAAUGACCCCACCAAAGACCCGGCCAACAAGGCAAUGUAUAACAAGAGGCCGAGGAUUGCAACGGAUAUCAAGGAUCUUAGGCGGCAGAAGGCUCAUGAUCAGGCGAGGGCGCUGGCGUCUGAGAUUAGAAAGAUGGAUUGAACUCGGAGGUAUACGUAGUGUUUAGUAGAUGAAUCAAUCUUCCUAUUGACACUUUUUCG
Messenger RNA from Hyaloscypha bicolor E, 1475 nucleotides. RefSeq lists its product as uncharacterized. The transcript has 2 exons. The record is from RefSeq and is a predicted model, not a curated record. Bases 1 to 1416 code for a protein of 471 amino acids. NCBI's taxonomy places the organism in Eukaryota, Fungi, Ascomycota, Leotiomycetes, Helotiales, Hyaloscyphaceae.